AUUCUCACACAGCAUUAUGAGUGUCAAAGGAAUCAGACAGUUGAAGUCAAUUCGACUCUAUUUCUGUGAUUUUGGAGGUAGCUCCAGAGGAACCAGAGAUGUCCUUAAAUCGCAGUCUUUGGCAGACUUUGUCAAGAAAGGUAGCUUCAAUAUGGAUAUUUUUAUGAGGAGAGGACAUCAUCCAUACUUCAGCGCCACUUACAUUAAUGGCUUUGUAAAGGACAUCCCUUUGAGAAAUCUUGAGGAGGAAGAAAUUAUGCAAUUCUUUAAAUCUAGCUACAAUUCCUUCGGUAGAAGACCUCUGAAGCACAAUAUAAACGAAGUCUCGAAUGACAUCGAAACCAUCCAAGGGAAAUGGCAUGAUGAUAUCUGGAAAGCCUAUGAAAGCCAUGAGAUGGAAGACAGGAAAGUUUAUCCAGAACUGAACCUCACACAUCUUCCUGAUGUCCCAAGAAAAAAGAUCGACCGGAAGCCAUCCUUCUAUAUGAAACAAAGCAGGAAGAAGGACAAAAUUCCUUAUCCCAAAGAUUAG
Molecule: messenger RNA, 532 nt
Organism: Moneuplotes crassus
Lineage: Eukaryota; Ciliophora; Spirotrichea; Euplotida; Euplotidae
Source: the annotation of a GenBank genome assembly